AUGCCCAAUUACGUGAAGAAGCACAGAUGGGGAGAAUUUGAAACUGUUGCUCUUACUGAAGUGUGCACAACAAUGUUGAUGGAUAAAUUACCUCGAAAGUUGAAGGAUCUAAGGAGUUUCACUGUCACGUAUUCCAUUGGAAAUCAUUAUGUUGGUAAGGCGUUAUAUGAUUUAGGAGUAAUUAUAAAUCUAAUGCUUAUGUCUAUUUUCAAGAAGCUAGGAAUUGGGAAAGCAAGACCUACUACAAUGACUUUGAAAUUAGAUGAUCGAUCCUACGCCUAUUUGAAGGGUAAAAUUGAGGACGUACUGAUGAACAUAAAGAAUGCCAUGUCAUUUGUUUGA
Molecule: messenger RNA, 342 nt
Organism: Gossypium arboreum
Lineage: Eukaryota; Viridiplantae; Streptophyta; Magnoliopsida; Malvales; Malvaceae
Exons: 2
Coding region: 1-342 (113 amino acids)
Source: RefSeq, a predicted model, not a curated record